CCUUCAGGGUUCCAAAUUCCCCAUUAAAUGGACGGCACCCGAGGCGGCUUACCACUGUCAAUUCACCAUCAAAUCGGACGUCUGGUCUUUCGGUGUGGUGAUGUAUGAGAUUGUUACACAUGGCCAAGAACCCUUCCCCUCCAUGACAACCAUGGAAACCUUGGAUCAGGUGAACAACGGCUAUCGAAUGCCCCGACCUCCCACAUGCCCUAUUCAAAUAUACGAGCAAAUGCUCCAAUGUUGGGAUGCAAUUCCCAGCAGUAGGCCAACUUUCGUUGAACUCUUAGACUACUUCAAUCGAUACACUUUUGAGAAUGCAUCUCCCGAUGAAAUAGAUGGAUCGGCUUGCGAUGGACGCUUCAGACGUCGUGCUGGCUACCCUUAUAUGGGUUCCCCAGCUCGUUUCACUCCCGUCAACCUCGCUAUGUAG
Messenger RNA from Rodentolepis nana, 430 nucleotides. NCBI's taxonomy places the organism in Eukaryota, Metazoa, Platyhelminthes, Cestoda, Cyclophyllidea, Hymenolepididae. The record is from the annotation of a GenBank genome assembly.